Messenger RNA from Vicia villosa (hairy vetch), 774 nucleotides. RefSeq lists its product as uncharacterized. The record is from RefSeq and is a predicted model, not a curated record. NCBI's taxonomy places the organism in Eukaryota, Viridiplantae, Streptophyta, Magnoliopsida, Fabales, Fabaceae. The transcript has a single exon. Bases 1 to 774 code for a protein of 257 amino acids.
AUGGAUGCAAGCAACCAUGACAUGAUGGGUGUACUUGCUCGAGAAAUGGAUUCGAUUUUUUCUCCCUUAAUAACAAACAUUACUAGGACUAACUUGGAUAAUGUGGAGACAUAUCAACGAAUAUCCACACUAAUGGGGCGUAUAGCAGAUUUCUUUGGGGCCCCUCAAACGUCUACCAGACGAAGAAACAACCAGGCUGCCAUUCAGGCAGACGAAUCAAUCUUGGAACUUGUCUUAGAUCCAGUUCGACCACCUAGGCAAAGGCUUGGUGAGAGAAAUCAGGCGAUUGAUUUAGAAAAUCAAAACCGAAGAACCAAUACUAUUCAACAGGAAGUUCCUGAAGAACAGCCUAGGGUAGUUAUGGUCAAUAGGGAGCAAAAUGCAGAUGAAGUAAUACACAGGGUUAGAAGAGACAAUAUGGCGACAGAAAAUAACUUAACAACCCUGAUCGAAAGGAUUAUGGCUAAUAAUGGUCUUAAUACUGGACUUCGACGUCCAAACUACACUUCCCCUGUAGCAGACUAUAUUUUGCAAACUGAAUUACCUAGAGGUACCAAAGUGCCCAAGUUUCCAAAAUUUUCAGGGGAUACUAGUGAAUCAACCGUCGAACACAUAGCCCGAUAUUUAACAGAGGCAGGUAACUUAAGAAUUAAAUAUUUCCCUAGUUCAUUAACAAAAAAUGCUUUUACAUGGUUCACCACCUUACCUCCAAACUCCAUAGAUACUUGGGCUCAUCUUGAGAGAAUGUUCCAUGAACAGUUUUACAUGGGAUAA